Candidula unifasciata is the source of this 770-nucleotide messenger RNA. Lineage: Eukaryota; Metazoa; Mollusca; Gastropoda; Stylommatophora; Geomitridae. The record is from the annotation of a GenBank genome assembly.
GAAUGCCAGUCUGCGUGUGUCCCAUGGGCGUGUCCGGGAGAUUGUGUGAGGUGGUCAGCGACCCUUGUGCGAUCCACAUCAUCUGCAUCAACGGUGGCACCUGUGUCUACCGUCCCCUGGCUACGCCCUCGGCCUACUGCCUCUGCCCGAUUGGCUACGCCGGCAAAAGUUGCCAGAUCCGACCCAGGGAUCCCUGCACACCGAACCCAUGUGAGAACAGUGGUCGGUGCACCGUCAGCAGUGGGGUCAAAGGUUAUGAGUGCAAAUGUCAAGGACCGUUUACGGGAGAUAACUGUGAAAUCAAGUCACGUGGGUCCUGUCUGUCUUCCCCUUGCAGAAAUAUGGCAACCUGUAUAGAAGUACCGCCCCAUUCCUUCACGUGCCACUGCCUGCCAGGUUGGCAGGGUCACUACUGCCAUGUAUGGUCAGGCAAGCCUGGCGUCUGCUCGACCAGCUACUGCUCUGGGCGGGGAGUUUGCUACCUGGGUCAGGAUCAGAAGCCUUUGUGCCGUUGUCAGCAGGCCUUUGGGGACAGGUGUGAAUUCACGUGUGGCAAGUCACAGAGUGGCCUGGUGCCACACCCGGCCGAGUGCACCCUGUACGUGUCCUGUGUCUGGGGCCACCCGUACGUCAUGCAGUGCCCCCGACAUGACCUGCACUUCAACCCAAAACUGCAGACGUGUGACUGGCACGCCCGGGCUGGAUGUCAGCUCAACAUUAACAUCAUGGACCAGCAAUAUGCCGGAGUUCUGUGGCGCAUCCGUACAUAA